AUGGUCAUACGCGCCCCGAUGCCCUCGAUGGACGACGUGGGCGACCCUUCCGACUGGCCGGCGGGCUGCGAGGUCGUCAAGGCCCUAGACAGCAGCCUCCGAUGCGACCUUUGCUUUGACAUCUACACGGCUCCCGUCAGCUUCAAGACCUGCUCGCACACCUUCUGCUCGACGUGCAUACGCACACAUAUCAACCAGCCCGGCAGCGCGGGCGCCUUUUGCCCAAAGUGCCGCCAGAACAAGGCCUACGACUCGGAGCUCUUCCCCGUCACUGCCCUCGAGACGACCGCCGAGAGCUGGCGCAAGAUGCGGCCGUUUGUCAUGCAGCUCUGGACAAAGGCACAGGACGCGACCAGGGAAGCAGAGAGGCUGCGAUCGCAUCAGAACCAGAUGGCGAGCGGAAGCCUGAGCCGGAGACCGUCUGAGCCCAACGGCAAGAGGAAGGCGGAGGACGACCUCGAAGAUGCUGCCAUCGCCGAUGGAGCAGACCACGGCGCCGACCAACCGCCGAGAAGAUCGACACGGGCGCGCACGCUCCGCCAUCCACCCUCGGCGUCAAACGUGGGCGCCUCGGCAGACAGCGCCUACAUCCUCUCCGACGACGAUGACGAGGCAGGCGAUGCGUCCUACCAGGAAGAGAGCAGCGCCGCACCAGACAAGGACAUCCACGACCUCAAGAGCGACGACCAGGUUGCCUGCCCCAUCUGUGAGCACCACUUCACCGUCGCUGCGCUCAACGCCCACCUCGACAAGAACAAGUGCUACCCAGGAUGCCCGCCACCGCCGAUACAGGAGCGCGGAAUGGCACCCAAGCCCAAGGCGCAGGGCACACCGAACUCUGCCGCAUGGUUCUCAAAGGCCAGCGCGGGCAACUCCAACAGCGAUGCCUCUGGCCCUGCGGCCACGGCCAAGCGCCUCCAUCGGCCACAGUACCAGCUCAAGUCGGAGCGGGACCUGCGCAAGCUGCUCGAGUCGCUAGGGCUGCCCACCACGGGGGACAAGGAGAAGCUGGCGGAGCGGCAUCGGCAAUACGUCAAUCUGUACAACGCCAACCUCGACGCGGCGCCCGCCAACCGCCGAAGCGAGGGCAAGCUGAGGAGGGAGCUGCUCGAGUGGGAGCGGGCGCGGGAUGCAAAGGGCAGCGCCAUCACGGACAAGAAGAGCUCGAGCUGGCUGGCCGACAACAAGGCGCAGUACAACGAUCUGAUUGCACAGGCGCGCGAGACGGCCAUGCGGGAUCGGCAACGGCGUAACAAGAAGCCCACGCCUCCACCAGCAGCUCCGGCGGACCUCGAUGCUACCGAAGCUGCUCCGGCGCCACAGUCGGACGCAGAUGCGGCCGCUGCAUCUUUAGACGGACCAGGAGAGCCGAGGUCGUCCUCGUCGCUCACGCAGCUCGGCGACGACUCCGGCGACAGUGCGAGUCGACGGAGGCUGCAGAGCGACAAAGAAGAAGGUAUCGAGGCGCGAUGA
Molecule: messenger RNA, 1473 nt
Organism: Pseudozyma flocculosa PF-1
Lineage: Eukaryota; Fungi; Basidiomycota; Ustilaginomycetes; Ustilaginales; Ustilaginaceae
Exons: 3
Coding region: 1-1473 (490 amino acids)
Biological process (GO): protein monoubiquitination; DNA damage tolerance
Cellular component (GO): nucleus; Rad6-Rad18 complex
Molecular function (GO): ubiquitin protein ligase activity; single-stranded DNA binding; metal ion binding
Source: RefSeq, a predicted model, not a curated record